CGCUCGGGGCGCACGGACGCUCCAGCGCCGCUCCAGCUCAGCUCUGCUCCCCGCCCGCUGCAGUGGCGGCCCACCCGCCCGACUCCGGCCUGGGCUCCUAGAAGCAACCCGCCCGCUCGGUCCCGGCGCCCGCGGACCAUGCCCCCUGCGCCCCCCGGGGAACCGGGCCGGGCCGAGAGCCCUCGGGGACCAGGCGCCCUGCCUGGGACCCCUCCCGAUCGCCGGGUCCACGGCCCGCGCCCUGCCCCGCGCCUUGAAGCCGCGUGAGUCGGCGGGGGCCAUGGAGCGCGCUCCGCCCGACGGGCCGCUGAACGCGUCGGGGGCGCUAGCGGGUGAGGCGGCGGCGGCGGCGGCGGCGGCGGGCGGGGCGCGCGGCUUCUCUGCCGCCUGGACCGCUGUGCUGGCCGCGCUCAUGGCGCUGCUCAUCGUGGCCACGGUGCUAGGCAAUGCGCUGGUCAUGCUCGCCUUCGUGGCCGACUCGAGCCUCCGCACCCAGAACAACUUCUUCCUGCUCAACCUCGCCAUCUCCGACUUCCUCGUGGGUGCCUUCUGCAUCCCUCUAUACGUGCCCUAUGUGCUGACUGGCCGCUGGACCUUCGGUCGGGGCCUCUGCAAGCUGUGGCUGGUGGUGGACUACCUGCUCUGUACCUCCUCUGUCUUCAAUAUCGUGCUCAUCAGCUAUGACCGCUUCCUGUCCGUCACCCGCGCAGUCUCCUACCGGGCCCAGCAGGGCGACACGCGGCGGGCGGUGCAGAAGAUGGUUUUGGUGUGGGUGUUGGCCUUCCUGUUGUAUGGACCGGCCAUCCUGAGCUGGGAAUACCUGUCUGGCGGCAGCUCCAUCCCCGAUGGCCACUGCUACGCUGAGUUCUUCUACAACUGGUACUUCCUGAUCACAGCCUCGACACUGGAGUUCUUCACGCCCUUCCUCAGCGUCACCUUCUUCAACCUCAGCAUCUACCUGAACAUCCAGAGGCGAACGCGCGUCCGGCUGGAUGGGGCUCGAGAUGCGUCUGGCCCAGAGCUGCAGCCGGAGGCCCAGCCCUCCCCACCCCCACCUGGCUGCUGGGGCUGUUGGCACAAGGGGCGUGGGGAGAGCCUGCCCCUGCACCGGUAUGGGGUUGGCGAGUCGGGCCCUGGUGCUGAGGCAGGGGAGGCCGCCCUCGGAGGAGGCAGUGAAGGAGGCGCUGCCGCCUCCCCCACCUCCAGCUCAGGCAGCUCCUCCAGGGGUGCAGAGCGACCACGCUCACUUAAGCGGGGCUCCAAGCCAUCAGCGUCCUCAGCAUCGCUGGAGAAGCGCAUGAAGAUGGUGUCCCAGAGUAUCACCCAACGCUUCCGCCUGUCUCGGGACAAGAAGGUGGCCAAGUCACUAGCCAUCAUUGUGAGCAUCUUUGGCCUCUGCUGGGCCCCAUACACGCUGCUGAUGAUCAUCCGCGCCGCCUGCCAUGGCCACUGCGUCCCCGACUACUGGUACGAGACGUCCUUCUGGCUGCUGUGGGCCAAUUCUGCUGUCAACCCCGUGCUGUACCCGCUGUGCCACUACAGCUUCCGCCGCGCCUUCACCAAGCUGCUCUGCCCCCACAAGCUCAAGAUCCAACCCCACGGCUCCCUGGAGCACUGCUGGAAGUGAGGGG
Molecule: messenger RNA, 1631 nt
Organism: Chrysochloris asiatica (Cape golden mole)
Lineage: Eukaryota; Metazoa; Chordata; Mammalia; Afrosoricida; Chrysochloridae
Gene: HRH3
Product: histamine receptor H3
Exons: 3
Coding region: 281-1627 (448 amino acids)
Biological process (GO): adenylate cyclase-activating adrenergic receptor signaling pathway
Cellular component (GO): membrane
Molecular function (GO): histamine receptor activity
Source: RefSeq, a predicted model, not a curated record